AUGGCGCUGGAGCGGGCGCUGCAGGCGGCGCGACAGGGCGACGUGGAGGCGCUGCGGGGGCUGCGGGCGGCCGGGCUACUGCGGCCGGGGCUGCGGGACGCUCUGGGCGCGUCCCCCGCGCACCACGCUGCCCGGGCCGGCCGCCUCGCCUGCCUCCGGUACCUGGCGGCCGAGGCCGCGCUCCGAGGGGACGCGCGGGCGCGAAACGGGGCCACGCCGGCCCACGACGCCGCCGCCACCGGCAACCUCGCCUGUCUCCAGUGGCUGCUCACGCAGGGGGGCUGCGGCGUGCAGGACACAGACAACUCUGGUGCCACCAUCCUACACCUGGCAGCCCGCUUCGGUCACCAUGAGGUGAUCGACUGGCUCCUCCGCUUUGGAGGCAGCGACCCCACGGCAGCCACCAACACGGGAGCACUGCCCGUCCACUACGCCGCGGUGAAAGGGGAUUUCCCUUCCCUGCGACUCCUCUUGGGACACUGCCCCAGUACACUGAGUGCCCAGACCAAGACGGGGGCCACCCCACUGUACCUCGCCUGCCAGGAAGGCCACCUGGAGAUCAUCCAGUACCUGGUGCAGGAUUGUGGGGCUGACCCCCACGCGCGCGCCUAUGACGGCAUGACCCCUCUGCACGCUGCCGCCCAGAUGGGCCACAACACUGUCAUCGUAUGGCUGAUGAGCUUCACAACGGUGAGCCUGUCAGAGAGGGACGCCGAGGGGGCCACGGCCAUGCACUUCGCUGCCAGCCGCGGCCACGCCAAGGUACUGAGCUGGCUGCUGCUGCACGGCGGGGAGAUCACUGCCGACGGCUGGGGUGGCACACCGCUGCAUGAUGCUGCCGAGAAUGGCGAGCUGGAGUGCUGCCAGAUCCUGGUGGUGAACGGUGCCGACCUCAGCAUCCGUGACCAGGAUGGCUACACAGCAGCCGACCUUGCCGACUACAACGGCCACAGCCACUGCGCCCAGUACCUGCGCACCGUGGAGAACAUGAGCGUGGAGCACCGUGUGCUGUCACGAGACCCCUCGGCAGAUGGGGAAUGCCGACAGCCCGACUCGGGCAUGUCAUCGCCCAACACCACGGCAUCAGUGCCCCAGGCGCGCUUCGAGGUGGGCUCCCCUGCCAGCACCCUCUCCAACUACGACUCCUGCCACUCCAGCCAGUCAAGCACCGGGGAGAAGAGGGGCGGCCCCCCAGGGGCCCCUGCCGCCCCGCUGGCGGAUAUGCAAGCGUACAUGGACAUGCUGGACCCCGAGAUGCGGCCACGGGGCAGGGGCCCCACGGGCGAGGGUCCCCCGCCGCCACCACCCCCUGCCUUCCCCCCGCCACCGCCCCCACCCCCCACCACCCGGCCACCCCCUCCACCCCCCGGCUACCCUGCACCUGCACCCCCCGCUGCCCCCCACACCGCUGACAUCUACGUGCGGGCCAAGAACAACCUGCGGCAUGUGGAGAGCCAGGCGCUGCGCCGAGAGCUGGCAUCGCGUGACAGCAGUCCCGAGGGCCUGCGCCGGGCCGACUCCAGCAGGCGGUCAAGGAAUUUCGGCAAGCAGCCGAGCACCGGUGACUACUACAAGCACCUGGGGCACGUCGUGGCCGAGCAGCCAGGCCCCCAGCGAAUGGCGCACACCGAGGAGGCAUCACCCAUCUCGGCGGACACCAUGAGCAAUGGCGAGAGCAAACCUGGUGCCGAGCUGCCGCCUCCGCCUCCGCCCCCACCACUGCCCGACACCGGCUGCCCGACACCCCCACCGCCUCCUCCGCUCGUCGAGACUCCCGCCGGACCCCGCCGCUCCUCCUCCUCUACGGGAAGAGGAAAGGCGCUCAGGCAGAUGAAGAGCACCAAGUCCUUCAACAUGAUGUCCCCCACCGGCGACAACUCGGAGCUGCUAGCCGAGAUCAAAGCUGGGAAGAGCCUCAAGCCAACGCCACAGAGCAAAGGCUUCACCACCGUCUUCUCCGGCAGCGGCCAGGCAGGGGCCAACGCAGAGUCGCCAGUGUCCUCCCCAUCACCCACCAGGACGCCCACCCCACCGGCCACCCCCGAGGCUGCUGGGCCACCACGCUGCCUGGCGGGGAGCUCACCAGAGCCAGUGCUGAACGGAAGCUCACCGGUGCCGGCAGCAGGCGCUGGGGCAGCGGUGGAGGUGGAGGCGCUGGUGCCGAGCCAGGACGAGCAGGGUCGGCCCAUCCCCGAGUGGAAGCGGCAGGUGAUGGUUCGCAAGCUUCAACUCCGCAUGCAGGAGGAAGAGGAGCAGCGGCGCAAGGAGAAAGAAGAGGAGGAGCGCCUGGCCAGUAUGCCGGCCUGGAGGAGGGACAUCCUGCGCAAGAAGCUGGAGGAAGAGAGGGAGCAGAAACGGAAAGAGCAGGAGAAGCUGAAGCGGGAGGAGGAGGAGAAGGAGAAGGAGCAGUCGGAAAAGCUAAGGACUCUCGGGUACGAUGAGACAAAGCUGGCGCCCUGGCAGCGACAGAUCAUCCUCAAGAAGGGGGACAUAGCCAAGCACUAGCCACGCCACACAGCAUCCUGGCUCUUCGCAGCAGGAGGAGGCUGGCAGGUCCUCCCAUGGACCGCGACAGGCUUCGGCACCCUCCUCCUGCCGUGGAUGGCCACAUAGCCCAACCUAGAGAAGCACCGCCCCCCCCCCCAGCCCCAGGCACCCGUA
Messenger RNA from Cinclus cinclus, 2661 nucleotides. RefSeq names its product espin (gene ESPN). The record is from RefSeq and is a predicted model, not a curated record. Gene Ontology annotation, biological process: actin filament bundle assembly. Lineage: Eukaryota; Metazoa; Chordata; Aves; Passeriformes; Cinclidae. The transcript has 15 exons. Gene Ontology annotation, cellular component: cytoplasm. Bases 1 to 2505 code for a protein of 834 amino acids. Gene Ontology annotation, molecular function: actin filament binding.